UAUGACUCGGCUUUCCAUCCUGACACGGGCGAGAAGAUGCUCCUCGUGGGACGCAUGUCCGCCCAGGUCCCCAUGAACAUGACCAUCACUGGUUGCAUGUUGACCUUCUACAGGACCACGCCGGCCGUGCUGUUCUGGCAGUGGGUCAACCAGUCCUUCAACGCCAUUGUCAACUACACCAACCGCAGCGGGGAUGCACCCAUCACCCCCACCCAGUUGGGGACAGCCUAUGUGAGCGCGACCACAGGGGCAGUUGUCACAGCGCUGGGGCUCAAAUCUCUCACCAAGCACUUGCCAGCCAUCAUCGGCCGGUACGUGCCUUUCGCAGCCGUGGCUGCUGCCAACUGCAUCAACAUCCCACUGAUGAGGCAGAGAGAGCUCAAGCUGGGGAUCCCCGUCACAGACGAGAACGGGAACCGUCUGGGCGAGUCCACAGCUGCAGCGCAGAAGGCCAUUUUCCAGGUGGUGGUGUCCCGCAUCGGCAUGGCAGCCCCGGCCAUGGCCAUCCCGCCGGUGAUCAUGAACGCCCUGGAGAAGAGAGCUUUCCUGAAGCGGUACCCGUACCUGAACGCUCCUCUGCAGGUCGGCCUGGUGGGACUCUGCUUGGUGUUCGCAACCCCACUGUGCUGCGCGCUCUUCCCUCAGAAAAGCUCGAUGCCCGUGAGCCACCUGGAGCCUGAAGUUCAAGCUCGGAUCCGGGAGAAAGACCCACAGCUGGAGACCAUCUACUUCAACAAAGGGCUCUGA
This is a messenger RNA of Balearica regulorum gibbericeps (East African grey crowned-crane), 747 nucleotides long. The record is from RefSeq and is a predicted model, not a curated record. Lineage: Eukaryota; Metazoa; Chordata; Aves; Gruiformes; Gruidae.